Molecule: messenger RNA, 432 nt
Organism: Seminavis robusta
Lineage: Eukaryota; Bacillariophyta; Bacillariophyceae; Naviculales; Naviculaceae
Source: the annotation of a GenBank genome assembly
AUGGCGAUGACCUUGCUUCCUUUGCAAAUGGCAAACAUCAGCAUUGCAAUAAUUAUUGUCCCUGACAAUGCCAGGAUACAUCACAGUGAAGGGGCUCUCCCAAGAUCAUGUGUGCAAUCACUCCCCGUUUCAUUCUCUCGAUGGGACAGCAAUCCGUGUGCUAGCAAUACUACUGGUACUGGUAGUAUUCAACCCAGCACCAGCACUGGUGGGUGCAAUGAUUCCACAGAUGACCGCGACGAGUCCAAUCAGCACACACAAGACUCCUCUGAUCAUGGUACCAUGAUUGGCAGUACCGGUACUGCUAGAGACCGCGAAGGCACGUAUUCCUGUCGGUGGGAGAGUGUUCCUUCCAAGAACCGCAGGCGAAGUAUGAGUUCACCGUGUCGCCCUGGGCACAAAAGAGACAACAAUAAAUCCAUGGCAAUAUGA